Molecule: messenger RNA, 526 nt
Organism: Closterium sp. NIES-67
Lineage: Eukaryota; Viridiplantae; Streptophyta; Zygnematophyceae; Desmidiales; Closteriaceae
Source: the annotation of a GenBank genome assembly
AGCCUAGCAGACGCAUGAAUAUGCCCCGCAACCGGAACUACAACCAGCCAGGGAAGUACCGCGGAGUGAGGAAGCGAGGGGAGUUUAGAUACAUAGCAGAAAUUAAGAACACCAGUAGUGGGGUCCGGAAGUGGCUGGGGACGUUUGCAACUGCAGAGGAGGCUGCUCUGGCGUUCGAUCGAGCGGCUGUGGAGAUCCGAGGAGCAAAGGCUAAGCUUAACUUCCCAGAUAAUUUUAAUCCGGGAGAGGGAGGAGUAGGCUCAGGGCCUGCAGCAUUGGAAGCAGCAGAUAUGAAGGGGCAUACAAACCUGCUGUUUAAGUCAUCAGGUGCUGUCAUAAAUGAAAGGGAGUUACUGGGUUUUGAUGAGCCCGGAGCGGGCUUGGGAGGUUUGAAAGCAGCUGGGGUUGGGGUUGCUGCAGGCUAGAAUAGCACACCUGAGGAGCUCUUGAAAAAAUGUUUCGUUUAGGGGCAGACCCUUUGGUGCGUUUUCUAUUUCCGAAAUGGUAUGGGACCCGAAAUUGUCUG